Molecule: messenger RNA, 2577 nt
Organism: Purpureocillium takamizusanense
Lineage: Eukaryota; Fungi; Ascomycota; Sordariomycetes; Hypocreales; Ophiocordycipitaceae
Product: Beta-mannosidase
Exons: 2
Coding region: 1-2577 (858 amino acids)
Biological process (GO): carbohydrate metabolic process; glycoprotein catabolic process
Molecular function (GO): beta-mannosidase activity
Source: RefSeq, a predicted model, not a curated record
AUGGCAUCAACCUCGCAGACUCUCGCCGGAUGGAGGUGGCGCCAACAUGGGAGCGAUGGAGACUGGAACCCUUGCUCGCACUCGAGACCGACAACCGAGAUCUUCACGGACCUCCUCGACGCAAAACGCAUUCCAGAUCCCUUCCUCGACCGAAAUGAGCGCCUCGUACAGUGGGUGGGGGAGACAGACUGGGAGUACGAGUGCGACUUUGUGCACCAGCCGGACAAUGACCAUUCGAGGCAAGACCUGGUCUUGGAGGGCCUCGACACGUUCGCCACGGUUUACCUGAACGAGCAGCUCAUACUCAUAUCAUCCAACAUGUUUCAUCGCCACCGGGUCAUUGUCACGGACAAGCUGCAGAGCGGUGCCAACAUCCUGCGCAUUACCUUUCGAAGCGCUUUACGUGAAGGUCGAGCACUUGAAUCCAAGCACGGAAAGCUGCGGGCCUUCAACGGAGAUAGCUCUCGCGUGCAUGUCCGCAAGGCGCCGUACCACUACGGCUGGGACUGGGGUCCUAUUUUACUCACCUGCGGUCCUUAUCGCGAGAUUCACCUUGAAAGUUACUCGUCGAUGGCCUACGACGUCUUCGCCAAUCCUACUGUCAGUGAGGAUUUGCAGCGUUGCACCAUCGACGUUUCGUGGGGCGCCGCACUCGACCAGGACGCAGUAGUGGAUGUCACCGUCACCUCCCCCAGCAAGCUCGUGUUCCAAGCCCAAUCCACGUUGGCGGCGCACGAGACUCAAGGUAGCGUCUCUCUCGACAUUCCGCAGCCGGAACUCUGGCACCCUGCGGGACACGGGCCUCAAGUCUUUUACGACGUUGAAGUUCAAAUUCGUAGCAGCCACGGCACUUCUCUGCACACAUCGACAUCGCAUAUCGGGAUCCGCCGACUGCGGUUGGUGCAGGAGCCUUUGGAAGGGGAGCCCGGAACCAGCUUCUUUAUCGAGGUCAACAACCAGCCUGUGUACAUCUCGGGGUCCAAUUGGAUUCCCGACCAUUCAUUCUUGACGGCCUUGACCCAAGAAGACUACAAGAAGAGUGUCGAGGCCUGCUUGGAGGGCAACCAAAACAUGCUGAGAAUAUGGGGCGGCGGCAUAUACGAGCACGACGCCCUCUACGCCGAAUGCGACCGCCAGGGUGUGCUUGUCUGGCAGGACUUCAUGUUCGCUUGUGGACAGUACCCUUGCUAUCCCGAGUUUGCGGCCAGCGUGAAGCGAGAGGCUGUGGACCAGCUAAAGCGACUCCGGCAGUACUGCUCCGUGGUUAUCUAUGCGGGUAACAAUGAGGACUACCAAGUGGCAGAGAUGCUCAAGCUGGACUGGGAUCCGAAUGAUCAUUCCGGCGACUGGACCAAGUCCAAUUUCCCGGCUCGGACAAUCUAUGAGACUAUUCUUCCCGCUGUCGUCUCCGAACACUCACCGGGUGUGCCGUAUCAUCCUGCGUCUCCGUGGGGUGGAAACGGCACCGAGGACCGCACUGUUGGCGACAUUCACCAGUGGAAUGUGUGGCACGGCUCGCAGGAAAAGUACCAGCUAUGGGACAAGCUCACCGGAAGAUUCGUGUCCGAAUUUGGCAUGUUGGGCUUUCCAUCUGCCAAGUCCGUCUCCCGUUUCGUGACGGACCCUACACAGCGGUAUCCUCAGAGCGCAGUGCUGGACCAUCACAACAAAGCCGACGGGUCUGAACGGAGGCUGGCGUUGUACGUCAUGGAAAACAUUCGUGCCGACUCGAUGCGCCUAGACAGCUGGAUAUACGCCACGCAGCUCAUGCAAGCCGAGUGCCUCGCAUCUGCCGUCCGUAGCUGCCGUCGCCAAUGGAAGGGUCCGGGGCGCGAAUACUGUGGCGGCCAACUCAUAUGGCAGAUCAACGACUGCUGGCCAGUAUCCAGCUGGUCGCUCAUUGACUUCUACGGAGAACGAAAGCUGGCCUUUUUCGCGACGAAGCGCGACUCGGCGCCUCUCGCUCUCGGAAUUGGCCGCUCCACGCCGGAGCUCAAGAAGCUGAAAUCGCCGCCGCCUCAGCUGCUGGGUCCUCCCCACGAUCUCGUGGAUAAAGAGUACGUCUAUGACGUGUGGGCAGUGAACACGACGCUGCAAAAGGCAGCCGUCAGCGUUGAAGUGCGGCUCUACGACACGCAGACCGGAGAGCUCCGGCAGACAAUAUCCUUGGGGAACCAGAUCCUCGGGGCCAACCGCUCGACGGAGCUCGCUGAGGACUGCGCUGUUGAUGACAGGACUGCAGUGCAAGCCAUAAUGCGUCACUCGGAUGGGAGCGUCGUUUCUCGAGCGUCAGACUGGCCUCAGCCACUGAAAUAUGUGACGCUGCCGACUGCGUAUGACAUCAAGCUUCGAGUGCUGGAGGGACGGGUCGAGAUCAGCUCGGACGCUCCUGUCAAGGGCCUGGAACUGUACCUCGCCGACGAGGAGCGCGAGAUCCGAUGGGAUGAUAACGGUGUGGAUGUGUUCCCCGGGGACACGUACGUUGUUCAGGGCGCGGGACUCGUCAAAGGAGACGAUGUGCGAAUGCGCUACUAUGGGUCGGACUGGGUUCCUAACCGGGCGGUCCCGAGUGUGUAA